AUGCUUCUCUUCAACAUCUUUCUCGGAGGCGUUUUGGCCAUGCUGCAGGUAAAUGAAUUGUGCACUAAUAUAUUUUCUAUCCUUUUGUACCCACAGAUCGUUUCUGCCAGCGCGCUUCCAGGAACAUCACUUGCGGCGGCACUGGCUGGGAGAAAUGCCACAGCGUCCUCUCAGGCCGAGCGUCGGUCGACUUCCAUUGUGGAUGUUGCCACGGUGGAUUGCGAACUACAAACGGGUCUCGGAGACACCAGCCAUCACUUUGCCCAAGUGAAGUACAUCAGCGAAGGCAUUCAAUAUCUCAAAGAACCGGCGCAUUCUGGCCAUCCGAAGCUCGGUCCUGCUCUGAACGGGAAUGUUCCCUGUGACCGCGUCAGCUGCUCGUGGGAUUCGGCUAUUUUCUGGUGCAAUGAGGACCCCGAGAACUCAAAGGAGCUGCCCGGGUACGACACCAUUGCCGAGGCCACUCACAAAAUCAUGAAGGAGUGCGAGAUUUACAACGAACUUGGGUCUUACAUUCUGGGAAAUGUCCAUCUGAAGGACCAGUGGAGUGUCGUGGUUAAGUACGAUAAGUGUUAA
This is a messenger RNA of Sordaria macrospora k-hell, 576 nucleotides long. RefSeq lists its product as uncharacterized. NCBI's taxonomy places the organism in Eukaryota, Fungi, Ascomycota, Sordariomycetes, Sordariales, Sordariaceae. The record is from RefSeq and is a predicted model, not a curated record.